Symbiodinium sp. CCMP2456 is the source of this 625-nucleotide messenger RNA. NCBI's taxonomy places the organism in Eukaryota, Dinophyceae, Suessiales, Symbiodiniaceae. The record is from the annotation of a GenBank genome assembly.
GGCGCGCCAGAAUCGUCCACCACGGUUCCGUGUGGAACAGGCGUACAUCACGCCGGCGAACGUCUGGCACUGGGCCCGACAGCUCAAGAAGAUCGACGUGGUCGUAAUCGACAUUGACACCUUCGAAUGCCCCGUCCUUGAAGCGCUUCUGGACGGUGCCAUGGGUGAGAGGCGGCAGUUGCCUGCGCUCCUGAAUUUGGAGAUCAACAUGCUCGUGCCUCCGCCCUUCAAAUUUUCCCGUGGAUAUGGCCUGCACGAUGCGAGGCUUUGGGCACAGCAAUACUCGACAACGAGCUGUUCGUUGAGCUAUGCAAUCAGGUCUUUCAGCGCUCGUGGCUACGAGCUCUUGACCUUUGGUUACGACGCCAUCUUCGUGCGGCGUGAUCUGACCCCGCUCUACAGUGCGGCCCGGCCAGCGCUGAAAUUUCCUCAGGAUGAGUUCCUCUGCUAUCGCCGCUCCAUCAUCACCACCUGCAGCCGUCCGAUUCGAUUCGUUCGCGAGUGGUUCUUCCGCGCGAAUGAUCCCGAAGACUUGCACCUCUCGCUCGAGAGCAUGUGGCACAACAUCACUCAACUGUCAGAGUUCGAAGGCAUGAAGACCAUGCCCUUCUCGCUCUUCAUCUGA